Messenger RNA from Panonychus citri (citrus red mite), 2324 nucleotides. RefSeq names its product forkhead box protein D5-A-like. The transcript has a single exon. The record is from RefSeq and is a predicted model, not a curated record. Gene Ontology annotation, molecular function: DNA-binding transcription factor activity, RNA polymerase II-specific; RNA polymerase II cis-regulatory region sequence-specific DNA binding. Gene Ontology annotation, biological process: regulation of transcription by RNA polymerase II; cell differentiation; anatomical structure morphogenesis. NCBI's taxonomy places the organism in Eukaryota, Metazoa, Arthropoda, Arachnida, Trombidiformes, Tetranychidae. The coding region runs from base 514 to 1713 and encodes 399 amino acids.
AUGAUAUAAAAGAUGAGAUGAAGAUGUUUGAAUAUCGAAUAAGAUAUUGUAAGUGAUAUUGAAAAAAGAAGAUAAAAAGAUGAGGAUGGAGAUAAAAACUGUUACCAAAAGAUGAAGAUGAUUUUGGGUAUAGGUUAACUUUCAAUGUAGCCAAUCCUUAGAUUGACUCCUCCUUUCACGAUACACUAUUCAUAUACUGUAACUGGGUGUGAACAUGUUCCCUCCCUGUAGUAAAUUAGCUGUUCCUCUUAUUGUAGUGGUGAACCUCGUGUUAGUAUCUUUUAUCAUCUUCCUUCAUCAUCUCUCUCUCUCUUUUCUUUCUACAAUUCUCUAGUCUUUCCAGCGGAAUCACUAUCAUUGUAUCACUUGUCGCAAUUACAGUUAAUCCAUUUGAUUAUAUUUCACUCAGUGACUCUCUCAUUCACUCUCAGAGUGUCCGUGUCUGUGUGUGUAUAUGUGUAUUUGUGUUGUGUGUCCAGCGGAAGCAAAACCAACCAACAUAAUUAAUCUCAAAUGAAAUCACCUAAUCACGACGAUCAUUCGUCCUCCUCGUCCACAUCACCACCUUCAUCGCCCUCACCCGCUCCGGAAACCAAUAAAAAAGGUCAUUUAGUGAAACCGCCUUACUCAUACAUCGCUUUAAUUACCAUGGCAAUUUUACAAUCACCGGAUAAAAAGUUAACCCUCAGUGGAAUUUGUGACUUUAUCAAAUCACGAUUUCCUUAUUAUAAGGAAAAAUAUCCAAUGUGGCAAAAUUCAAUUAGACACAAUUUAUCAUUAAACGAUUGUUUCGUUAAGAUACCCAGAGAACCAGGUAAUCCAGGUAAAGGUAAUUACUGGACUCUUGACCCUGCAUCAGAGGAUAUGUUUGACAAUGGGUCAUUUCUGAGAAGACGGAAAAGAUAUAAGAGACAACAAGUUGACCUUAUUAAGGAAGCUUCUGCUUUCUGUAUGGCGGCAUCAGCGGGUUUAGAUCCUUACGGACGAUUUCCUCCAAAUCAUUCGGCUCAUCAUCAUCACCACCAUCACCAUGGUCCAGGAGGAUUCAUUCAUCCUGCCCUAUCUUCAGCCAGUUAUCCUUAUUUGACACCAUUGGCGACCCAUUUACCAUUAAUGCGACCUCAUGAUAUUACAAUGCGACAUCCGCUCCAGUUGAUUAACUUAACGAUGGGACAUCCAACAUCUAAUAACAAUAACAAUCACAAUAAUAAUACAAAUUCUAAUAAUCCAAAUAAUUCUCAAUUAUCAUCAUCAUCAUCAUCUUCUUCAUCCUCAUCUUCACCUUCAUCACCAUUAACAAACAAUCAUAGUAAUCACAAUAUGGAUACUUCAUUAGGUCGUCUUGAUGGUUCAUCAUUAAAUCAACCAUUUAGACAACCAUUAAACAAUAUGCAACAAUUUUCAUCUAAUUUCCGUAACUCAUCUUCAUCAUCAUCAACAUUAUCAUCAUCUUCAACAUCUUCAACAACAACAACAACAACACCAACAGCAACAACCACCGCCACAACCACCGCCAUUAAUAGUUCAGUACCACUUUCCAUCAACAAUGCGACUCAACAUUUUAAUGGUUUGGUUAAUUCACUAAUAUUAAGCCAAUCGUCAGCACAAUCAGUAAAACAAUUGGAAACAAGUCAACAAUUAACGUCGACAACAAUCAAAUCACAAUCAAUUUUCUCAAUCGAUAAUCUUAUUGGAAUCAAAAGUAUCAUAUGAGUAACAAUCAUUUUCAAUUUUCACCUUAAACCUUUUCAUUUGUAAUUACACACCAUAGAUAUAAAAUCUCUGUAUUAAUAACAAAAUAAUAUCUCCUAUUUCUUAUUAUUGAUCAUCCUCAUCACUGUCAUUUCCCUCUUCUUAUUUUUCUUGUCUCUCUCACUCUCUCUUUUAUUACGUAUUCUCGUUUAGCUGAACAACCAAAAUCAAUUUGAUUGAACAAAAAUAUCAAUAGUUUGUCUAUUAUUAAUACAGACAAAUCCUUGAGUAAAUUGUUUAGCUUUUCUCAAGAGAGAUACUCCUCAUCAAUAAUAUAUCAUUUUAUGCUUACAUCUAACAUAAAAUUAAUCCACUGACCAGUAAAAGCAUUUUUGUUGACCACUGUAAACAUUUAUCACUUGAUAGUCUACAGUGGUAUCCACAAGAAAAAAAAAGUUAUCAGGUCAAAAGCAAGAAAGGUAAAUCUUGAAAAUGAGAAACAAAUAAAAAUACUCAAGAUUUUACUGUUUAUCAAUUUACUUUCAAAAGAAAUAAAAUUUUAAUUCCAAAGAAAAAAUCAAUUCUCUCAUUGAAAUUAAUUCUCCUUCAUUUCAAAUAUCGUGGAAAAAAAU